AUGCGCAAACUUUGUCGUGCGCUCGCGGCUUUCGGCACCAUGUUCAUGGGCUUGGGAAUCGGCGGUAAGCAAGCCAGUUCCUCAACUCAUUUUGCUACCCUGAGACGCCUCAACGAGAUGACGCACAAUCACGAACCUGCGCGUCCAGACGGCGCGUUCGAGACGAGCACGGUCGCAUCCGUUGCUGACAGUACUUUGAAGACGAAUGAUACAAUGGAAGAGGAAGCUUUCGUUGAGGAUCAUUCGAGCGAGACGCGGGGUUGGGUGAGCCUUCCAGAGAUUAUGGAAUCGGUCGUUCGCAAAACGGGGCAUGAUGUUGCGACUGUCGCUGAAGGUGGCGCGCACAGCGAAAUUUCAAUGAACAGCGCGACCGCUGUCAAAGGCGCCGUCCAUAGAGAAAGCCCGGCGGAUGUUGCAGCCACUUACGAAGGCGGUGUCCAUAGCGAUAGUCCGAUGGGUGUGAAGACCACUUCUGAAGGCGCCAUCAACAUCGCGAGUCCGAUGGACAUUGCGACUGAACCUUAUCAUGAAGUCCCUAUGAGCAUAGGGGCCCUAGAUCGGACCGAGCUCUUCUGGGACGUUGCCAGAAGCGAGGGAUUCAUUGACGCAUCGGCACUCAGAGAUGUGCUACAGCGUUUUGGUUUUCGUCCACCACCGAAAACAAGAUACGCUCAGAUAAUGACAAGCAAGGUAGUCGACACGACGGGCACAGCUGGCAAAGCAGUCGACACGUCAGGAAAAGCAGCCGACACGACGGGCAAAGUAGCCGACACGACAGGCAGAGCAGUCGACACGGUUGGCGCAGCAGUCGACACGACAGGCAAAGCAGCCGACACGGCCGGCGCAGCAGUCCACACGACAGGCAAAGUGAGCGACACGGCUGGCUUAGCAGCUGGCAAGAAAAGCGGAGUCCUGACUGCAACAGGAGAAGCGAUUCAUGCCAUGUUACUGGUCAGAAGCCCGGCCGAUGUAAUGCAGGCACUGGUGUCACUUCACAGGUUUGAAGAUAUGAAAGAAGAAGCCAGCGUGCUGACAAGAAAAUUACUAUCACGCUUCAUGCAUCUUCCGAUAGUGCUUCCUUGUAUGUGGAUGGCGUCAGGACUGCGACCUGAAGUGAUUUUCAGAGCCUUCGGUUUUGAUUGGGCCAAGUUGGACAGCUUAUCGCUGAUAUUUUUGGACAAGUUGAUGGAGUAUAUUGAUCUGUUCAGAGUACUGCACCCGAGUACUUCUAGCCGUAUUGACACGGCAGAACUCUUGUUUGAUUUUAAAGAUGGAAAUGGACUGGACGCUCAUCUCAAGGAGAUUGCCUUCCAACCUGGAUAUGACGCUCUCGCCCGUUCGCUACAGGAACUUCACAAUGAGCUUAAGGACUUCAGAUCCAGCGCGAAAGAAGACAUCGGGUUGUUCGCCAAGAGUGAAUUAUCAAAGCAAUUUUCUCUCGUCGAUGACGAGAACUUUUGGAGUAUUGCCGGACUGAAAGGACCCAUCGACGUGGAGAAAUUCAAAGAAUACUUAAUUCGUAAUCGUCAGGAUCCAAUAGCGCGCGUCGACGAUAAUUCCAUUAUAUCGGCCUUGGUGUCGGUUAAAGGUCCAGAGGACGUGGCGCAGGCACUAUCAUCGCUUCAUGAUCUGAAGUACGACGAUUUUGGCAUAUCAGGUAUGCACAAUGGCCUAGCUUAUCACCACUCUCAUUCACCUGGAAAAAUAGCUAGCAUAUGGAUGGAGCUGGGAUUGGACCCCCAAAAGAUUUAUGAGAUGCUCUUGUUACGCCAUCAAAAUGCGUAUGUGACAAAUCCAGCUUGUGUUGUCGAGUGGUUCAAGUACGUCGAGCUGUACACAGCGGUGCACCCGAAGUAUGCAUUGAGCCUCAAUGAAGCAGCAAAGCUUUUGGUUCAAAAACAAGAUACAAAGGGGCCGAGAGCAUGGGUUGAGUUCUUUGAAGAAUCAAACAAUAAUGAGUACAAAGAGUUUGCUAAGACGCUGCGCAAACUUUACAACGAAAUGUAG
Molecule: messenger RNA, 2007 nt
Organism: Hyaloperonospora brassicae
Lineage: Eukaryota; Oomycota; Peronosporomycetes; Peronosporales; Peronosporaceae
Source: the annotation of a GenBank genome assembly